Perognathus longimembris pacificus (Pacific pocket mouse) is the source of this 2086-nucleotide messenger RNA. It is a transcript of the gene Synj2bp, whose product is annotated as synaptojanin 2 binding protein. Gene Ontology annotation, molecular function: protein binding. The transcript has 4 exons. The record is from RefSeq and is a predicted model, not a curated record. Bases 117 to 554 code for a protein of 145 amino acids. Lineage: Eukaryota; Metazoa; Chordata; Mammalia; Rodentia; Heteromyidae.
GGCUGUGGAAACCGAAAGGGCUGAGCUCGGGACGGGUCUCGGCGCGGAGCUUGAUUCACCUUCACCCCUGCGGCGCGUCCGCCGAGCCUCAGGCGAAUCCCGGGGAGCAGUAAACCAUGAACGGGAGAGUGGAUUAUUUGGUCACUGAGGAAGAAAUUAAUCUUACUAGAGGACCCUUAGGGCUGGGCUUCAACAUCGUCGGUGGGACAGAUCAACAGUAUGUCUCCAAUGACAGUGGCAUCUACGUGAGCAGAAUCAAAGAGAAUGGGGCUGCAGCCCAGGAUGGGCGGCUCCAGGAGGGUGAUAAGAUCCUCUCGGUAAAUGGCCAAGAUCUAAAGAACCUGCUGCACCAGGAUGCCGUGAACCUCUUCCGUAAUGCAGGCUAUGCUGUGUCCCUGAGAGUGCAGCACCGGUUACAGGUGCAGAAUGGACCUAUAGGACAUCGAGGUGAAGGGGAGCCAAAUAGUAUUCCUGUAGCUGUGAUGCUGUUGCCAGUGUUUGCUCUCACCAUGGUAGCAGCCUGGGCCUUCAUGAAGUACCGACAACAGCUUUGAAAAGCUUUCUGCCAGUGCUCCCAGUGAACUUAUGUUUCUCUCACCCUCCAUCCCUGCUAUUUUUUUGUAUCUUCCCCCCUCUGAAUAACCAACACAUGAGUGAAAGUGACUGAUUCCGACCUAGCACCUUGCUCUUCAAAACCUCCAAAUGUUUAUAUUCUAAUGGGAGAGUAAAGAUAUUAUUUGAAGGAAAGCUUGGCAUAAGCUAAGACUUACUUAGAACAAAUGGGGAAUUACAUAUUUUACUAGGACUGCCAAUAAAAAUUCAGCUAGGACCCAAAGAGGGAAAGAUCCAGUCUUCCUGCCACCAUGAGUUACACCUUUUUUCUUAACUGGCAUGGAAGGCCAGAUGUAUGACAUGAGAGGAAGCAAGGAUUUUCUUACUUAAUGAUCUUCCUUGGGAAGUGUUUGUGGCCUUUUACAUACAUUCUUGAGUGCCUGUAAUGGACACAAGAGAAUAAGAAGAGCUUUUUACUUUUUUUAAAAAGCAAAUAACAAAAAAAAACACACACACACGCAUCCUUAUGUGACAGUAUAAUAUUGAUGCCUUAUGGAGAAUUAAAGAGGUGAAGAAACCACUUUGGUUUCUGAUCUAAGAGAUGAUCCUAAUUGAAGAACUUGGGAAUAUCUGCUUUGUAGAGCAUACAUAGUGGGAAUGAGGAAGCUUUUAAAGAGGGUGCUCGGAGUCAGAAAAGUAAUAGGUGAAGCAACUAAUUGAAAAUUGUGGAAGAACAACCUUUUCAUAACGCCUAUGGUGAUAUUGAGGUAAAUUAUAAAAUAAUUCAAGUUGAUUAUUCAAAAAAAAACCAAAACACCCUUGAGAUAUUCAGCUAAAUUUUAUCAAGCUCCGGGCUGCCUAAUGGCUUUUGUGGAGCCUCAUCGCACCAGGACGGCAGAGUGCGUGGAUGUGGCCAGGGCUGGAGUCACCGGGCCAAACCAAACCAGCAAGACAACGGAAAAGAUCGAGCCCCAGGUGGCCUCUGAACCCCUCUAGGCUGCUGACCAUUCUCUGAUUUCUAGCAGGACAGAGAAGAAAUCAGCUCUGCUUCUGAUUUAGUUAAGUUGAAAAGAUCUGGAUUACUAUUUUUUUUCAAAGACACUAAAUACUUGUUAUGGUUUUUAUUAUAAGUGAAUAAACUUGUUUUUUUUUUUUUUUUUUUUUUUGUUUUUCAGAGGAAGGAAGGAAAUGAGUUUUGUUUUAGGGAGGAGGGGGAUUUGUUGGGUGUUUUCCGGGGAAGUCUGGGAAGGAGAGUGCAAGUGAAUGGACCUUAGGAGAUAGGGGGGUGCUGGCAAGGUAGGAACACCAUCCUGUUCUGUGGUACAUAAGUUGGGUUUGAAGCACUGAGAAUAGCUGAACCAAGUUCAAUUUUCUGGGCUUAAGAAAAACUAUUUCUAUCCUCUGGAUAACUUGGCCAGAUUGUAUGGCUUACGUAUUUCAACCUAAGAUUAUCUAGACUCUGCCUGAGGCAAUCAGAUACCAAUUUUAGCAUAGACAAUCUAGCUGUUAUCUAAUAAAUACUGAUUGGACAUGG